Messenger RNA from Bactrocera latifrons, 1209 nucleotides. RefSeq names its product odorant receptor 85c-like. NCBI's taxonomy places the organism in Eukaryota, Metazoa, Arthropoda, Insecta, Diptera, Tephritidae. The transcript has 4 exons. Gene Ontology annotation, cellular component: plasma membrane. Gene Ontology annotation, biological process: detection of chemical stimulus involved in sensory perception of smell; sensory perception of smell. The coding region runs from base 1 to 1209 and encodes 402 amino acids. The record is from RefSeq and is a predicted model, not a curated record. Gene Ontology annotation, molecular function: olfactory receptor activity; odorant binding.
AUGUCAAACAUUAUACGCUUCGAAGCCUUCUUGCGUAUACCCAGCUUCUUUUAUCGCAGCGUUGGCAUUGAUCUAUGGAACACAAAUGGCGGUUCGCUACAGAGUGCAGUCUUCUACAUCAGCUUGUUUAAUGUUAAUGUCUGGCUACUUUCGGAGUUGAUCUUUGCAGUUCUAAUGUUCACUAAGAACUUCAUACAGGCAACCAUGACGCUCUCAUAUGCCGGUUUUGUGCUCGUCGGCUCCAUAAAAAUGUACUUUAUGUGGCGUAAGAAAGCAGAGAUGACACGCUUCCUGCAGCUCAUGAACGCCAUCUUUCCACGCACGGAGCCGCAGCAGAAAAUGAUGAACUUGCGAAGCCACUUGCGUCAAUGUACGAUUGUAAUGAGCGCCUUUGCAAUGAUCUUCAUGAUACUGAUUUGGACCUACAAUCUCUAUCCGUAUAUGCAACGGCAGAUCUACGAUUGUUGGUUGCAYAUGCGAAGCGUCAACAAAACGCUGCCCUAUGAGAGCUAUAUUCCUUGGAAUUGGCAUGAUCAUUGGACUUUCUAUCUUUACUACACUUCGCAAAGCAUCGCUGGCUAUCAUUCGGCUUCGGGACAGAUCGCUAGUGAUUUGGUGUUAUGUGCCAUGGCGACGCAAAUUAUUAUGCAUUAUGAGUAUGUUGCACAGCGGAUCACUGAGUAUCAGCCACAAGCUUUGAAAGGCGCGGUACGUGAUGUGAAGGAGAGCGAGUUAUACCGCAAGGAUAUGAGGUUCCUCUGCGACAUARUUGAAUAUCACGCCAAUGUCUUGAGUUUGUCGGACAUUAUGAAUGAGGUAUUGGGUGUGCCGCUUUUAGUCAAUUUUAUGACUUCAUCAUUUGUAAUUUGCUUUGUCGGCUUUCAAAUGACUAUGGACGCCGAACCGGACUAUAUGGUUAAGUUGUUUCUUUUUCUCUUUUCAUCGCUGUUUCAAAUUUAUUUAAUUUGCCAUUACGGCCAGCAGCUAAUCGAUGCGAGUAACAACGUAUCUCGAGCCGUUUACAAUCACGAUUGGGUACAUUCACAUGUCCAUUAUCAACGUAUGCUGGUGUUAGUGACUGCACGAGCUCAAAAGCCAGCAAUGUUGAAGGCUACAAGCUUUGUACGUAUCUCACGUGGCACUUUAACUGAUAUAAUGCAAAUUUCCUAUAAAUUCUUCACACUCGUCCGCACAAUGUACAACAAUUAA